AUGAAAUCUGCUUCUGCAAUGGCAAACCACAUUAUUGGAGAAUCCGUGGGAAUUAGAAUUUACGUUCUGGCCGACUCAAAUACCGGUUAUGUUUACUCGGUGUUGCCUUAUUACGGCAGUAUUACUUCAGAAAAUCUCAUAAGACUUGAUCUGCCUGUCAGUUCCAGAAUUCCCUUAGACCUAUACAGAAAACUAUUGGACAAUGUUCCUAAUGCUAAAGGUUAUCACAUGUAUACCGACAGGUAUUAUACAAGCAUACCCCUUGCUGAAGAACUGAUAAAAAUGAAUUGUUUCCUCACCGACACAAUAAAAACAAGUAGGAAAUAUUUACCAAUGUUAAUAAAAAAACCGAAAUUUGUAAGAGCGAGUUUGAUAUCGGUUGAUAGAAGAGUACGUGGUGGUGAAUUAGUCAGAAUACAAAAACCUAAAAUUGUUAUUGAUUACACAAAAAAUAUGCGUGGAGUAGAUCGGGCCGACCAAUAUGCUGCAACAUAUUGUUUUUUGAGAAAAUCUCUGAAAUGGUGGAGAAAACUAUUUUUCUGGGAGAUGGAAAUGUGUACAGUAAAUUCAUACAUAUUGUACACUUCUGUUAAAAAAAUAAAUAAUGAAAAACCAAUGUCACAUUUGAAGUUUGUAAAAUUGUUGGUGGACCAAUUGAUUGGGAAUUUUCGACAAAACAGCACAUCUCGAGAAUACACUUACACACCAAAUACGGAGGGCAGGCUCAAAAACCACCUACACAUUAUACGUUCUGAAACCAAGAAAGAUUGUGUAGUGUGUUCCAAUAGAAAAAUUCCGGGCGAAAGACGGCAAACCCAUUAUUUUUGUGAUACCUGUCUAAAAAAGACAAGAUUACAUAUUGGCAAUUGCUUCGAGAGGUAUCACACUUUGGACGAUCACAAAAUGUAA
Molecule: messenger RNA, 909 nt
Organism: Vespa crabro (European hornet)
Lineage: Eukaryota; Metazoa; Arthropoda; Insecta; Hymenoptera; Vespidae
Product: piggyBac transposable element-derived protein 4-like
Exons: 3
Coding region: 1-909 (302 amino acids)
Source: RefSeq, a predicted model, not a curated record